Messenger RNA from Brassicogethes aeneus, 2197 nucleotides. NCBI's taxonomy places the organism in Eukaryota, Metazoa, Arthropoda, Insecta, Coleoptera, Nitidulidae. The record is from the annotation of a GenBank genome assembly.
AGGCGUGUCAAUGAAAUCAUCUGAUGGACAUUCCGUGAAAAAAUUGUGUACAAAUGUUUCAUUUUCAAUUUUAUUUUACGUUUAGUUUUUCUGUUGUGUAUUUUAAAUUACUAAAUUAAUUGUUAAUCAUGUGGAAAUGUCAUAAGUGUGGAAAACCUGUUUAUUUUGCUGAGAGAAAACAGUCCUUGGGGCACAACUGGCAUCCAGAAUGCUUAAGAUGUGAGGAAUGUGGAAAAAGACUAAACCCUGGGCAACAUGCUGAACACAAAGGUGUCCCUUACUGCCAUGUACCCUGUUACGGGGCCUUAUUUGGUCCCCAAUUAUUUGGACAUGGCACUAGGGUAGAAUCUCAUAAGAGCUUUGGGGCUCAAAAAGAAUCUUCAAAGAUUGGUAAUGGACCACAACUUCCCAGGGAUCAUUUGGAAUCAAAAAUUAAGGUUUACAAUCAAUUCUUUGAGGGUAAAAGUGCGGAAAUUCGAUGCAGAGAGGUAAAUGGCAGGUUUAUUUUGGAAGGCUCUCUAAGAAUUCACUGGGGUGUUCAAGGUGUUAUACAUUUAAAAGAAAAUGAUGACCAGCGCACUGUUAUAACCGUUAGAAAAAGAAAUUCAUGUCGGAGUUCUAGUCCUGAAUUUGAUACUGACGAUGAAAUACAAAACAUAUCCAGAGAUACCAGCUUUAAUGACAUUUCAACUUGUUCUAAUAGUACAAAUAGUACUAGUUGUGAUAUAAGCCGAGCAGAUACAGGAAUAGAAAGUGGCACUGAUUAUUCGUCAAUUACUCCAGAAAAUAGCCCAUCAACUUCAAUGCAUGAAAUAUUACCCAAAAGUGUAACUUUACCUUCAAAAUUGGUUGUAAAAAAUUUAGAAUGGGAUGAAUUUGAUGAAUUAUUGCAAGUGGAAAGGAAAAUUGAUGAUACAGAAAAAUUAUAUCAAACUAUGCCAGUGCCCUUACCAUCACAAUCUAGCAUUGAAACUAGUAGUUCUAGUAGUAGUACAAAAACUGAGAGCACUCAUAACAGUACAAAAACUGAUAUUACAACAGAAGAAACUAAAACAUUGGUGCCUUUAAAUGAAAAUGAAACUACCUCAGAUGACAAAACAAUACCGUUUAUGUCAAAGUCAAUGAGCAAAGAUGAUUUUUGGGUACCCAGUAGUAAUAGUCUUAAUCGUUCCAUGUCAGGGCCUGAUUGUUUGGGUAGGAUAAGAGAUCCUCAAUCACCUGAAUUUGACAGGUCCUCCCUGGCGAGUACGGCAGAUUUUUCGACCAUGUCCGAGCAAUCGGACGACGUAGUGAUGCGCAGACCGGUAAAAACAGGUUCAACAGCCAUCCGGCGCAGGCCCGGCAAACGCUUGUCGCGCAGCAAGGUUAAGAGGCGUUGCUCCAUAAACGGCCACUUUUACGAUAGGGAAACGAGUUUUUUUACGCCUCCGUAUGGUAGCCAGAUGAGCGUGUGGGUCACAUCUUUGGUUAACACACAGGAAAUUAUCAAUUUGAUGUUGGAAAAGUACAAAGUAGACAGUGACCCGAAUAAUUUUGCCCUUUUUGUUGUCAGAGAUAAUGGAGAACAAAGACGCUUGAAAGACGACGAAUACCCUCUCCUUACAAGAGUAGUAUUGGGACCACAUGAAGACGUUGCCAAGUUAUAUUUGAUGGAUGGAAACACCACGCCCGAAGUAAGCAGCGAGGUUGCCCAAUUUUUGAACCUCUCUGUGGUUGAAUGUCGUGCUAUUUUAAAUCAGUAUUAUACACAGGAGGAGCGUGAAGCUGCCAGACUAAAAGAAAAAUAUAAUGAAAUGAAACGAAGAAUCUUACUACGAAUUCAGGAACUGCAUGGAUAACUUGCUUAUUCAUUAUAUAUUUAUCUAUACAAUAUUAUACAUGUUUCUUACAUAAUUUUUUAUAUUGUUUGUAUUUUUUAAUAUUUUUUUGUCUGUUAUGUAAUCUCUUUUUAAUGCUUAUUGCUUUUUAUUAAUUGUAAUUGUUUUUUUCCUUGUAAUCUCUAUUUAUGAUUUAUAUGUGUAGAUAUUAGUUAAAAUUUUGUGACUUUACAAACUCCUACAUGUUAAGGUAAAACUAAAACAUGUGAUAAAUUUCAAGAAAUAAUGCAAUUCUUAGAUAGUUUAACAUGUAGGUUCAUUUAAUAAUACUGUAAAUAAAGUUGUGGAGAACUAAUGUGAAAUAAAGUCUUAACCAAAUU